Bufo gargarizans (Asiatic toad) is the source of this 3010-nucleotide messenger RNA. Its product is annotated as zinc finger protein 260-like. NCBI's taxonomy places the organism in Eukaryota, Metazoa, Chordata, Amphibia, Anura, Bufonidae. The coding region runs from base 25 to 1872 and encodes 615 amino acids. The record is from RefSeq and is a predicted model, not a curated record. The transcript has 2 exons.
CACAAGGAUCUGUACAAGGAGGCCAUGAUGGAGGAGCACCAGCCUCUUAUAUCACAGGAAAAUCCCAGUAAGAAUUCUGAUGAAGACAUCAUGUUAUCACUAAAUUAUAAAGCAGAAGAUGAAGAUAUCAUGCAGAGCUCUUCAGAAGAAAACAUCAAUGUACAUUUAGGACUUUACAGUACAGAUCUGUUAUGUAAUCCCCCUAAUCAUGAGGAACCUUCUCCUGACCGAUCACAGAUUGUUACCACAAGUACAGGUCAGAAAGGGGGUAAAAGGUUCCAGUGUGGUAAAGAGUUUUCAGAAAUCUCAGCUUUUUCUACAUACAGGAGAAUUCACACAACUGAGAAACCAUAUUCAUGUUCAGAAUGUGGGAAGUGCUUUACGGAGAAAUCAAAUCUUCUUAGACAUGUGAGAAGUCACACAGGAGAAAAAACAUAUUCAUGUUCAGAGUGUGGGAAAUGUUUUGCACAAAAGUCAGAUCUUGUUAAACAUAAGAGAAUUCACACAGGAGAGAAGCCAUAUUCAUGUUCAAAAUGUGGGAAGCGCUUUACAGAGACAUCAAAUCUUCUUAGACAUGAGAGAAGUCACACAGGAAAAAAAACAUAUUCAUGUUCAGAAUGUGGAAAAUACUUUAUGGAUAAACCCAGUCUUCUUAUUCAUGAGAAAAGUCACACAGGAGAGAAACCACAUUCAUCUACACAAUAUGGGAAAAGUUUUACACAAACAUCAGACCUUGUUGCCCAAGAGAGAAUUCACACAGUAGAGAAGCCAUAUUCAUGUAUAGAAUGUGAUAAAUGUUUUACAGAGAAAUCAAAUCUUUUUAGACAUAAAAAAAGUCAUACGGGAGAAAAACCAUAUUCAUGUUUAGAAUGUGGGAAAUGUUUUACACAAAAAUCAUAUCUUGUUAAACAUGAGAGAGUUCACACAGGUGAGAAGCCAUAUUCAUGUUCAAAAUGUUGGAAGUGCUUUACAGAGAAAUCAAAUCUUGUUAGACAUGAGAGAAUUCAUACAGGUGAGAAACCAUAUUCAUGUUCAGAAUGUGGGAAAUGUUUUACACAAAAAUCUGAUCUUGUUAAACAUGAGAGAGUUCACACAGGUGAGAAACCAUAUUCAUGUUCAGAAUGUGAGAGAUGCUUUAAAGAUAAACCAAGUCUAGUUAUUCAUGAGAGAAGUCACAUAGGAGAAAAAUCAUAUUCAUUUUCAGAAUGUGGGAAAAAAAAAUCACAAACAUCAGACCUUGUUGCCCAUGAGAGAAUUCACAUAGGAGAGAAGCCUUAUUCGUGUUCAGAAUGUGGGAAGUGCUUUACAGAGAAAUCAAAUCUUCUUAGACAUGCGAGAAGUCACACAGGAGAAAAAACAUAUUCAUGUUCAGAGUGUGGGAAAUGUUUUGCACAAAAGUCAGAUCUUGUUAAACAUAAGAGAAUUCACACAGGAGAGAAACCGUAUUCAUGUUCAGAAUGUGGGAAGUGCUUUACAGAGAAAUCAAAUCUUCUUAGACAUGCGAGAAGUCACACAGGAAAAAAACCGUAUUCAUGUUCAGAAUGUGGGAAAUGUUUUGCACAAAAGUCAGAUCUUGUUAAACAUGAGAGAAGUCACACAGGUGAUAAACCAUAUUCAUGUUCAGAAUGUGAGAAAUGCUUUAUAGAUAAACCAAGUCUUGUUAUUCAUGAGAGAAUUCACACAGGAGAGAAACCAUAUUUAUGUUCAGAAUGUGGGAAGUGCUUUACAGAGAAAUCAAAUCUUAAUAGACAUAAGAGAAUUCACACAGGAAAAAAAACGUAUUCAUGUUCAGAAUGCGAAAAAUCUUUUACACAGAAAUCAAGUCUUGUUACUCAUGAGAGAAUUCACACAAUGGAAAAGCCAUACUCUUGAUCAGAAUGUAGGAAGUGUUUUACAAAUAAAUCCCAUCUUGUUACAGACUAGAAACAUCUCACAGCAAAGAAAACAUACUCAUGUUCAGUAUGUGGGAAAUGUUUUAAACAGAAAUCAAAUCUUUUUACACAUGAGAGAAUUCACAUAGGAGAGAAGCCCUAUUCAUGUUCAGAAUGUGGGAAAAUUUGUAUAGAUAAGUCAAAUCUGGUUAAACAUGAGAGAAGUCACACACGAGAGAAGCUAUUUUCGUGCUCAGAAUGUGGGAAAUGUUUUAUAUCCAAAGCAGAACUUAGGGAACAUCAGACAAGUCACGCAGAAGAGAAGCUGAUUUGUUGUUUUAUAUGGGAAAAAUGUUUUGUAAGGAAAUCAAAUUCUAUAUCUUAUCAGAUAAAAACAAACCAUGUUAGGUUUUGUAAUAUGGGAAAUGCUAUAGGAGCAAAAAAUUUAACUCCAGUUAUUCACAGAUAUUAAAGGUAUAUUCAGGUUUCAUGGAAUCAAUCUAUUCUCAGGAUCUUUAGACUGUUGGUGGUCUGACUCUUGACUCCCUUGGCAUCCUGAAAAAAGAUCAACAUACAUAGUAAUGUAGUAAUAUAGCUUGUAAGUCUGAAAAAGACAUAUGUCCAUCCACUUCAGUCUAUUUUCCUACAAAGUGCAUCCAGUGGAAGGCAAAAAAAAAAAUUUUUUUAUUUUAGGGGAAAAAUUUCCUUCCUAGUCAAUCAGGCAGAAUAACUUCCUUGAUCAACUACCAAUUUCCAGAAUACUAGUUUUUAUAACCUGUGAUAUUAUUUAACUCAAGAAAUACAUCCAGGCCCCUCUUAAACUCUUUUAGUGAGUUCAAGCCCCCCUUCCCCCGUGGCAGAGAGCUUCAUAGUCUCACUGCUCUUACAGUAAAGAACCAUUUUCUAUGUUGGUGUAGAACCUGCGGCCUGCGUUCCGGACUAAUAAGGCCCCACAGGUAAGUUGCCCAAAUAUAGAUCUUACCCCCUCAGUGAGUCCCCAAGCGCUACUCGGGACUCCUGGGAUCUCUCGCCGCGGGACUUGACAUGCUGCGGUUUUAUCUUCGUCCAAAAUGCCGGAUCCGGAUUUUUUCCCAUUAAAAUGCAUUAAGGCCAGAUCCGUCCCCGAGUGUUCUGGCAAA